AUGAGUCCUACAAAAAUCGUACCCGAAGAGGUCGACGGAGAAAUAAUAGGCACCACCGAUUACUUCUUCGUGAAAAUCGGCGAGGCCAUUCCGUUGAAAAGCUCCGACUCCAAUUUCGACGCCGAAACACUUCCUUCGCAGCCUCUCGCGCUCUCUGAACGCUUUCGCCUCACUUUUGUGGCUCAUUCUUCGGGUUUUCUCGUUGCGAGAACUAAGGACCUUAUUGAUUCGGCCGGCGAGCUUAAGGAGAAGGGAGGAACUGGCUCUCCGGUGGAGCAACUGAGUCUCGUGGAUGUUCCUAUUGGGAGGGUACGCGCAUUGGCUCUUUCCACCGAUAACUUGACUCUGGCAGCGGUGGCUUCUGUCUCCAGCGACAUUUGGUUUUACCUUGUUGAAAGCUUUCUCAAUAAGGUUGUGAAGCUAGAGAGUUUAGGUAAAUACCUAAAUGCUCGAUAA
Sphenostylis stenocarpa is the source of this 456-nucleotide messenger RNA. The record is from the annotation of a GenBank genome assembly. NCBI's taxonomy places the organism in Eukaryota, Viridiplantae, Streptophyta, Magnoliopsida, Fabales, Fabaceae.